Molecule: messenger RNA, 998 nt
Organism: Panicum hallii
Lineage: Eukaryota; Viridiplantae; Streptophyta; Magnoliopsida; Poales; Poaceae
Product: RNA-binding protein Y14B-like
Exons: 4
Coding region: 25-633 (202 amino acids)
Biological process (GO): RNA splicing
Cellular component (GO): cytoplasm; nucleus; exon-exon junction complex
Molecular function (GO): mRNA binding
Source: RefSeq, a predicted model, not a curated record
CUCGCUCUCUCCAAGUCUCCAAUCAUGGUGGCGGUGGCGGCGAUGGGGCGGGCGGCGGCGGCGGACGAGGAAGAGGACGUGGAGUUCGUCGAGUACGACCAGGACGACGAGGACGCCAUGGAGGAGGACGGCCCCGCCGCCCGCGCGCUCCCCGUGCCCCACAUCGUCUCCCCCGCCGUGUUGCGCACCCGCGGGCGCUUCGCCGGCCGCAGCCCAUCCAUCCUCGCCUCCAGCCGCGACCGCUUCGACUCCCUCACCAACGACGGCGACCAGGGACAUGGCCCGCAGCGCUCUAUCGAAGGAUGGACAAUUCUUGUCAGUGGAGUUAAAGAAGAUGUAGAAGAAGGAGAUCUGCAUGACGUUUUCAGUGAAUUUGGUCGUGUCAAGGACUUGCAUUUGAAUCUAGAACGCCGCACUGGAUAUGCCAAGGGAUAUGCGCUGAUUGAGUAUGAAAGCUUUGAGGAAGCGCAGGCUGCGAUCAGAGCAAUGAAUGGGAAUCAGCUGUUGACAAAGACUGUCUAUGUUGAUUGGGCAUUCAGCAGAGGUCCUAUAAAGAAUAUCACGAGUACAAGGCCACCACGCCCAAGGUCUAGGACUCCACCGCGCAGGCUUGCUGCCUUGACGCCUUAUUGAGGGGGAGCGAUGGCUAGGUUAUUUGUCAGUUCUAACUGAUCAUGUUUGGGCGAUGAGCAGCAGCUAAACAAUGUGGAAGCAUCGUUGGAACUUGAAUCUCGAUUCUGUUAGACUUCUUGUAUCUGCGCUUAGCUUGUUCAUCAGCUUUAACUCUGAACUUGGGGAGGCUGCUGUAGUCCGCUGGCUUAACUAUGCGUCCAUGCCAGAGGUAGUCUUCUGUGUAAAAUCAGUGUCAUGGCGGGAAGGAAGUUUAUUGGGUGACUUGAUGACCUGCCGUAUUAUAUACUCCCUAAAAGAAACUGAGUCCGAUCAGGAGUGCUGGUUGCCUGGUUCUAAACAGCUGAGCGGCUGAGCCAUUUGUUCUG